CGGAGAAGUCAGCAUCAGUUUCAAAGUGAAGGCUGGAGUGGUAGGAAGUGCCGGUACACUAUGGAGGAGAAAAAGCCGCAGAUCCGCGUCUGGUGUGACGGAUGUUACGACAUGGUUCAUUUCGGCCACGCAAAUUCUCUUCGACAGGCAAAAGCCCUGGGGGAUUACUUAAUAGUGGGUGUGCACACCGAUGAAGAGAUAACUAAGCACAAGGGACCGCCGGUCUUCACGGAAGAGGAAAGGUAUAAAAUGGUUAGAGGCAUAAAAUGGGUGGACGAAGUUGUGGAAGGGGCACCAUACGUGACAACACUUGAGACACUCGAUCAGUACAACUGUGACUUCUGUGUCCAUGGAGAUGAUAUAACAAUGACAGCUGAUGGAAUUGACACAUAUCAUCUGGUGAAAGCAGCUGGAAGAUAUAAGGAAGUCCAACGCACUGCGGGAGUGUCAACAACCGAUCUCGUUGGUCGUAUGUUAUUAUUGACAAGGCAACAUUUCCAGCAGGGAGCUCGAGAAUAUGAAGUGGGCCGAGAAGGUCCAAGCAAUAUGGGUCAAGAUUCUUCAGCUCGUUCACCAUGGACUGGCUGUUCACAGUUUCUUCCAACAACGCAAAAAAUAAUACAGUUCAGUGAUGGUAAACCACCAAAGCCAAAUGACAAAAUAGUUUACGUGGCUGGUGCUUUCGAUUUGUUCCAUGUUGGGCACUUAGAUUUCCUUGAACAAGCAAGGAAACAGGGUGACUAUUUGAUUGUGGGACUGCAUACAGAUCCAGUAGUGAACAAGUAUAGAGGAGGCAACUAUCCAAUCAUGAACUUGCAUGAGAGAGUGCUCAGUGUUCUUGCGUGUAAGUAUGUAUCAGAAGUUGUUAUUGGUGCGCCACUGGUUGUAACUAAAGAGCUCAUGGAUCACUUCAAGGUUGACAUUGUCUGCCAUGGGCAAACUCCUAUACAAACGGGAGGCUUUGAUGAUCCUUAUGCUGAACCUAAACGACAAGGAAAAUUCAAAUUACUGGACUCUGGAAAUACAAUGACAACAGAGAAAAUUGUUGAAAGGAUCAUUUUACAUAGGUUAGAAUUUGAAGCCAGAAAUAUGCGUAAGGAAAAGAAGGAAAUAGCUGCAUAUGAAGCUUACACCAAAGCCAAGAAGGAAGGGAAAGUAAGAUGCUGUUUCCUACAGGAAUGCAGCAGUGCCAGAAGGCUGUAGCAAAAUGCAGGAAGACUUAGGGAAGAUUGAUGUUGGAUACAGGGACUGGCAGUUGACCUUGAAUGUAAACAGAUGUAUCAAUUAUGUGUAAAUAGGUGAAAAAAUCCAGUACUGUUCUAUUAUGCUAUUUUUGUAAACAGUAACAACAGUAAAAUACUUGUCAUCAGUUGGGGUCUCUUACCAGGUUAGGUUUCUAGAAGAAGUUAAGAUGGGAUUAUUUAGCCAGCACAAGAUGCAGAGGUGCAGAAUAAACUCCAGUGGCAGUAGCUAAAAGAGAGGUGUUGUCUGUCAUGGACAGUGUUAUUGUUGAAUUUCUGGGAUCAUUGUUACAAGAGGAGACAGACAAGAUACUGUGUUCACCUACAGACAUAUUGAGAGAUGGCAAAAAAAAAAAAACCAAAAUUAUCAAAGCUUAUAGACAGUUGUUUCUCCCAUUCAUCAUCUGCGAAUGGAACAGAGGAGGGUACCCAUUGCCACACACUGCAAAGUGGCUUGUGGAAUGUAGGUGUAGGUAUUCAUGCAACUGGUGGAUAAAGCAACAUUCUGAAAUAAAUGAUGUGUCUCUCAUGUACAGUAAUUGGAAGUUUCCCUUGCAUACAACAUUACAAAAUGUAAAGUUGAUCAUUUAGCUGCAUGCUGCAAUUUCUAGUGCCUUCAGUACGGUGUUUAUAGUACAUUGAUAUGACCAUGAAUCAAGGGUGUCUGCCCUAAUUUGAAGAUGCAAAUGUACCAUCCCUCUAUCAUACCCACUAUUAUGUCUGUUUCAGAUCUGGAGCUUAUUACAACAUAUUCUGUUUGUGAUGCAUCUGCAUGUAGUACUGAAGUGGAACUUUAACAAGAUUAACACUAUAUUUAUUUAGUGACGUUACAGUUUUAUGUCUUUUUUUCCUGUUUCUAUCAAUUUAUCGUGGUACAAUAAGUAGUUCCUGAAUUCCUUACAAAUAGUGACAAAUGUGGAAAUCACCUGGGAUGUGACAAUGAUAUAUAUGUUACUGACUUCACCCACUGCCAAUGUACAUGUUUGUGAAAGCAUAAGGAUUUAGAAACAGGAGAAAGAAGUUUAAACGGAAGGUAUGUGGGUGUAGUCGUUUAUUUAAGAGUGUUUGGUGAAAACUGCAGGUGAUUUAGAGUUAUCAAUCACAAGAUAUUCCAGUUUUAAUGAAGUACUGAAUCAGAAUUUGUAUUAGUGUGUGGGGGCCAGUGGCAUCCAUUGCUGCAAGUUGGGACAACAGUGCCAAAGGACAUCACCUCAUCAUUACUGUGUUUAGAGCCUGUCGGCGAAGUUUUUGAGAAGCUGGCAUAAGAACAUGAAGGGCACAAACAGCUAGAUGCAAUGUGCAAAGGCAUACACCCCCUGCCAACAAGCAGAUGGAUAAGUCCAAGGAAUGGAAUAUCAAGGAUAGAAAAACAUUCCAUCCAAAAAGCAUAUUUUGUAAGAACAAGAAUGAAGGGAGAAUUAUUGCAGAUUGUGUUCCAAAAGAGCUUCCACUGGAGGAUGUGUUGUAGGAUACUACAUGUAAACUGGUAACUAUUAAUAAAGUGACUUGUCUAAUGUUACCAAAGCCCAAAAAGUUAGAAGUGGGAGAUUGCGUCUUGGCUUGGCUGAGGCUGGACCUAUGUCAGAUGAUAGACCACUUCAGUUACAUCAUAGACUUUGUAUUUGUACAUAUAAUGUUUACUAAGUAUGAAUACAUAGAGUGGCAUAGACAGUGCUUUCACUUGCUGCAUCAAAGUAUGUUUUUGCUUGUGACAAUAUCUACAGACUUAGAUGGAGACUGGUUAAAGAACAAAGAUUAUGUCGCAUCAUACACCAUCAUUCAACCAAAUGUCUGUAAGUUGGACAACGUUGAUCGUAUGGCUCAGUGUGUUACAGAGUGUCAUUGAUGCCCGUCUGAUCGCAGUCAUAUUUUGUGGCUUGGAAAAAUCGUGUGACUUGCUGCUGGUGGUUCCUAAACUGUCUUGCUGGUUUGUGUCUGAGUCCCAUGUGGCCCAGCAACAAAGUGAUUGUAAAAAUGGUACUUGCGAGUAGUUACUUUGGUAGGAUGGAAUUGUCUUGUCAAUAGGAAUUAGUUUCAGUCUGCAAGCUCCUCGAGUUGUUGGGGAACUGUUGGCUGGAGCAAUGGAGCUUAGAAACUGAAGCCAGAAUAGGUUAUUCAAUCCUAAACUAUGAAUGUAGAUGGUGGUGGUAGUGGUGAUGAUGAUGUGAGUGCUGUGGUUGACUUACAUAAAUAUUGUAACACUGUACAAUGACUGAACUGGAAGACGAAGGGUCUUAAUAAUAUAUUUAAUUUCACCAUA
Messenger RNA from Schistocerca piceifrons (Central American locust), 3501 nucleotides. It is a transcript of the gene Pect, whose product is annotated as ethanolamine-phosphate cytidylyltransferase. The coding region runs from base 61 to 1203 and encodes 380 amino acids. The transcript is spliced from 9 exons. The record is from RefSeq and is a predicted model, not a curated record. NCBI's taxonomy places the organism in Eukaryota, Metazoa, Arthropoda, Insecta, Orthoptera, Acrididae. Gene Ontology annotation, molecular function: ethanolamine-phosphate cytidylyltransferase activity. Gene Ontology annotation, cellular component: cytoplasm. Gene Ontology annotation, biological process: phosphatidylethanolamine biosynthetic process.